AACUUUAAUUUUUUGAAAAAUUCAAUGCCUGCUUUCUUUCCCCUUCUAUGCAUAUUGACAACAGAAAUCCACACUAAUUGCAUAUAAAACCUCCCCAUUUUCAUUCUCCUCACAUUUGUAGUUUGUGGAACCUUCAAAUCGAAGAAAGCAUGGCAUUCUUCAUCGUUACAUUCCCUACUAUAUCUCUCUUCUGUGAUGGCCUGUGAUCGAUGCGUCCAUCGAUCAAAGGUUGCCUGCAAUUCCUCCCCCUCUGCAAUUCCAGAGGUUGGGUAGAGGAGGAAGAAGCAAAAAACUAUCAGAGUGAAAAUGCAGCCACUCAACUCUGCCUUCAAGCAGAUUAUCCUGGGUUCAUCAUCAAUAGCUCGGCGAAACAUUCUAUCUGAAAUGGGUUAUGCCUUCACAGUCAUGAGUGCAGAUAUAGAUGAGAAAAGCAUUCGCAUCGAGAAUCCCGAGGACUUGGUCAUGGCACUGGCUGAGGCAAAGGCAGAUGCCAUAAUAUCCAGGCUUGACUUGAGUGUCUACAAGGAACCAAGUGCUGAACCAACGCUGUUAAUAACUGCUGACCAGGUGGUCGUCCAUGAAGGAGUAAUUAGGGAGAAGCCUUUGAGUAAGGAGGAAGCUCGAGCGUUCAUUAAAGGCUAUUCCAAGGGGCAUGCAGCAACUAUAGGCUCUGUACUUGUUACUAACCUAAAAACUGGUAUCCGAAAGGGAGAGGUGGACAAAGCUGAGAUUUAUUUUCAUGAUAUACCAGAUGAGAUAAUUGAGAGCCUGGUAAAUAUUGAGGAGGGAAAGGUACUCAAUGUUGCUGGUGGUUUAAUCGUGGAACAUCCGUUGACCUCACCCUUGGUGGAAGCAAUGGUAGGAACGACAGACAGUGUUAUGGGGCUUCCAAAGGUUCUCACUCAGACCCUGAUUCGGGAAGCAUUGCUUUAGCUCUCUCAUUUACUAAAGCAGGGGCUUGAUUGGGUUAGAUCUAGCCAUCCCCAUGAUGAAACUAAUUCUAUUAUUGCAUUAUGGAAGUUUAACUCAGACCCUGAUUCAGGAAGCAUUACUUCAGCUCUCUCAUGGACUAAAGCAGGAGCUUGAUUAGGUUAGAUCCAGUCAUCCCCAUGAUGAAACUAAUUCUAUUAUUCCAUUUGGAAGCUUAAUUUUUAGAAAAGGACUCUCUGGAAGAAUCAUUUACCAAUUUAUUUGUUUCUUGGGUCUGUCAUAAAUGUUUCUAUGUUCGAUGGUGUACUUGGCACUGUGAUAAUAUGAAUAUCUCAAUCUAGCAAAAUUGGUUCUAAUGAAAAUAAAGGAGUUUGAAAAUA
Messenger RNA from Amborella trichopoda, 1310 nucleotides. RefSeq names its product Maf-like protein. Gene Ontology annotation, molecular function: nucleoside triphosphate diphosphatase activity. The record is from RefSeq and is a predicted model, not a curated record. NCBI's taxonomy places the organism in Eukaryota, Viridiplantae, Streptophyta, Magnoliopsida, Amborellales, Amborellaceae.